Miniopterus natalensis is the source of this 2453-nucleotide messenger RNA. It is a transcript of the gene CYP51A1, whose product is annotated as cytochrome P450 family 51 subfamily A member 1. Gene Ontology annotation, molecular function: heme binding; iron ion binding; monooxygenase activity. The record is from RefSeq and is a predicted model, not a curated record. NCBI's taxonomy places the organism in Eukaryota, Metazoa, Chordata, Mammalia, Chiroptera, Miniopteridae.
UAGUAGGAGACCUGGGGGCCGGGGCCGCCUCCGGACACCCGUCUGCCGGCUUCUGUCGCGCGGUCGAUUCGGAAGAGCGGCGGCGACCUCGGCCUCCAGCGUCAGGGGAGAAUCGAAGCGGCGGCGGGCGGGAUGGCGUUGCUGGGUUUACUGCAGGCGGGCGGGUCGGUGCUGGGGCAAGCGAUGGAGAAAGUGACCGGCGGCAACAUCCUCUCUUUGCUUCUGAUCGCCUGCGCCUUCACGCUCAGCACGGUCUACCUGCUCCGCCUCGCCGUCGGCUACCUCGCCCCCCCGCCGGCCGGGACGAAAAGUCCACCAUACAUUUUCUCUCCAAUUCCAUUCCUUGGGCAUGCCAUAGCAUUUGGGAAAAGUCCAAUUGAAUUCUUAGAAAAUGCAUAUGAGAAGUAUGGACCUGUGUUUAGUUUUACAAUGGUGGGCAAGACAUUUACUUAUCUUCUGGGGAGUGAUGCUGCUGCACUGCUUUUUAAUAGUAAAAAUGAAGACCUGAAUGCAGAAGAUGUCUACAGUCGUCUGACAACACCUGUGUUUGGGAAGGGAGUUGCAUAUGAUGUGCCUAAUCCAGUUUUCUUGGAGCAGAAGAAAAUGGUAAAAAGUGGCCUUAAUAUAGCCUACUUUAGACAGCAUGUUUCUAUAAUUGAAAAUGAAACAAAGGAAUACUUUCAAAGCUGGGGAGAAAGUGGAGAAAAAAAUUUGUUUGAAGCUUUUUCUGAGAUCAUAAUUUUAACAGCUAGCCAUUGUUUACAUGGAAAGGAAAUCAGAAGUCAACUCAAUGAGAAGGUGGCCCAACUAUAUGCAGAUUUGGAUGGAGGUUUUAGCCAUGCAGCCUGGCUGUUGCCCGGUUGGCUCCCUUUGCCUAGUUUCAGACGCAGAGACAGAGCUCAUCGAGAGAUCAAGAGUAUUUUUUAUAAGGCAAUCCAGAGACGCAGACAGUCAGAAGAAAAAAUUGAUGACAUUCUCCAAACUUUACUAGAUUCUACUUACAAAGAUGGACGUUCUUUGACGGAUGAUGAAAUAGCAGGCAUGCUUAUUGGACUGCUUUUGGCAGGGCAGCAUACAUCCUCAACUACUAGUUCCUGGAUGGGCUUCUUUUUGGCCAGAGACAAGACACUUCAAGAAAAAUGUUAUUUAGAACAGAAAACAGUCUGUGGAGAGAAUCUGCCUCCUUUAACUUAUGACCAGCUCAAGGAUCUAAAUUUACUUGAUCGCUGUAUAAAAGAAACACUAAGACUUCGACCUCCUAUAAUGACCAUGAUGAGAAUGGUCAAAACUCCUCAGGUUGUGGCAGGGUAUACCAUUCCUCCAGGACAUCAGGUGUGUGUUUCUCCCACUGUCAAUCAAAGGCUUAAAGACUCAUGGAGUGAACGUCUGGACUUUAAUCCUGAUCGCUACUUACGGGACAAUCCAGCAUCAGGAGAGAAGUUUGCCUAUGUGCCAUUUGGAGCUGGGCGUCAUCGUUGUAUUGGGGAGAAUUUUGCCUAUGUGCAAAUCAAGACGAUUUGGUCCACUCUGCUUCGUUUAUAUGAAUUUGAUCUUAUUGAUGGGUAUUUUCCCACUGUGAAUUAUACAACCAUGAUUCACACCCCUGAAAACCCAGUUAUCCGAUACAAACGAAGAUCAAAAUGAAAAAUGCUGCAAGGAACUAAUAUGUGAAACAUCACUGUAAACAGAAAAGCAUUUGAAGAAAAUGAAGUUGAUGCAACAACUCUCAGUGUAUUCUUUUUUGUGUUACUUUAAAAGACAGCUAAUUUAAUGGUUUUUAUAUUUUCUUAACUGAAUGGUUCCAUAAAAUUUAAUGGCCUUUCAGACAUUUCCUAAGACCUUAUGAUGGAUAUUUACUACAUAUGCUUUAUUUAAGAAAGUCAAGCUCGUCAGUGAAAACAAAUUGUUCAGGGGGAUCUUGGUUAUUGGCAGAUUCUAAACACAAUUUCUAGGUAUUAAUUUUAAGAGUAUAUGUAACUCUUGGCAAGUAAGUUUAGGGUAUUCAAAUCUUGGACUAAAUCUGCAAAUAUAAAAGCCCAAUGAGAUACUUGGAAGCCUUAGAUUAUUUAUGCACUUCCUGUGUAAUGUUUAGGUGUGUGAGGAUGGGUGGAUAGGGAAUAAGCUCACAUUUAAAGUCUUGGAAGAAAGAGAAUCCUAUUAAUUGUUUUGGUAUGGUGGAUGAUAAUUAGCAGCAAUGGAACUGUGUUGUAGAAAAAUAUGUCCUUAAGAAGUACUGUCUUAUAGGAAAUUGAGGGAGAUCUAUGGUAAUGACUUAAUUACAUUUCCUAAAAAAUAAUAUACUUAUUAAUUCUAAAGACUGCUUGCACUAACUUGAUCUAAUUACUAAAUACUUCAUCAACCUGAUAAAUUUGUAUCUCGUUCCACAUGGUCAUAUCUGUGUGGAAAUCCAAAAUAAAGUCCCUAAGGGAUAAUUUUGGUUCUCUUUGGCUCAA